Messenger RNA from Spodoptera litura, 1002 nucleotides. RefSeq names its product mitochondrial ribosomal protein L10 (gene mRpL10). NCBI's taxonomy places the organism in Eukaryota, Metazoa, Arthropoda, Insecta, Lepidoptera, Noctuidae. The record is from RefSeq and is a predicted model, not a curated record.
UUAAGUGACACUAACAGUAACAGUAACAGUCCAGAUUUUUAGGUUAUGUCUUAUGAUUACAAAAUUGUAUCAUUUGAAUCGAAAUAAAAAAAUACGUUUUAUGAAAUAAUAAACGCUCAUCAAUCACUUAACUAAAGUAAACUUUAGUUUCUCAAAAAUGGCAUCGCUUAAAAAAGUUUUACUACCUACGCAGGCAUCGUUUUUGAUCGCCAAACGAUUCCGUGGGAAGAUUAAUAUACAAAGGCCAAAGAAACCUCACUUUGAAAGACAGCUUCUGAUAGACUUGGCAAAACCUAAAUACGGCACUCCGAAAUACCUUCUUCCGGAUACAGUGCUUUGUGACAGAGGAGAAAAAAGGUACGCAAGAGAGAUAGACAACCCUUUUGAAAGAAUAUUAGCAAAUGAGUGUCUCAACUGGUUUAACACAUCCAAGAUGGUUAUCUUUUUGCAUGUAAAUGCAAUAAGUAUGGAAGAUAAAAUGCCAGUGUUUGCUGCGCUAAACAAGAACAAUAUGCAUUUAAGAACUUACGGUAAGAAGAUUGUUAGCAUGGCCACCACAGGGACACGGUAUGAGGCAGUCAAUCACUUGUUUACUUCGCACCAAAAUAUUAUUUUUGGACAACCUGAGAAUGUAGCUAAGAUGUUCAAGAUUAUGAAGAAAGCACCUCAAUUAGUCAUUAUGGCCGGAAUCAUUCAAGACAGAUUGAUGUCAAAGAAUGAGUUGUUAGAAUACAGUCAGAUGCAGAACAUCGAUGUGGCGAGGAGUCAGCUAUGUGCUGUACUUGAUAGUGCUGGUUCUUGCCUUGUUAGACAGCUGACUCAAGGCCAGCAGGCCCUGGUAGGCCAUCUAGAAAAGCAUGUUGAGCUCCAAAGUACCUCAAGCAAGGAACCUCAAGAAAGUACCAAAGUAGAAUCGGAAAGUGCUAAGGCAGAGCCCGAAAGUACAUCAUAAUUGUUAUCAAUAAUGUAAAGUUAUUUAUUAGUAUAAGAUAUAGAAGGGUU